UGGGCCCCACCUUCAGAGAAAACCGCGUCUCCCCAACUUCCACCGCUAAUUUCCGCCGCUGGCUUCGUACUUUCCAACUCCACGGCGGUUCGGCGGCGUACGGCGGCGACCCCCGCCGCUUACUCCUCUUCCCUCCUCUCCUCCCACCGGCGGCGCACAGCCGGCCUUCCACCGCAGCGGAGAGGCCGGCGCGCCAACGCUCGGAUCCGGCCUCCGCGCCGUGGCCCAAGCGGCGACGGCGACGAGCGGACGACUUGGAGCGGCGUCUCCCCCUUCCUCGUCCGGCCUCCGCGCCGUGGCCCGAGCGGCGACGGCGUCGGGCGGUGCUUUUCAGCUGUGCGCCUGCGCCUGAGCUUCGCUUUUCAGCCAAGAACGGGUGACCAAGUUUGGCCACUCGGUCUUCACUAGGCUACACAUGUGGAUGAGGACGUGGCACCGAAUAUGCCGAACAUGUGGAGGAGCAUUGUAAACGCCUCACAAAAGACCGUACAUUAGGGAGGGGAUUAGGCAACAAAAGCUCGUCGUCCAUCCGCAGAUACGGAACUACUCCCCUAUCCAACACCUCCGAGUCCGAGCAACGCAAGAUGGCGUCGUGGUCGUCGCCCGUCGCCGCCGCCGCCUUGCAGGUCCAUUUCGGGUCCUCCUGCUUCUUCUCCGCCCGAUCGCCACGACAGACCCUCCUCCUACCACCUCUCGCCCGCAACCCUACACUGACCAUCCAGCCCCGGCCCCAUCCCUUCCGGAACAUCAACUCCUCCUCCUCCUCCAGCUGGAUGUGCCACGCCGUCGCCGCCGAGGUCGAGGGCCUCAACAUCGCCGACGACGUCACCCAGCUCAUCGGCAAGACUCCAAUGGUAUAUCUCAACAACAUCGUCAAGGGAUGUGUUGCCAAUGUCGCUGCUAAGCUCGAGAUUAUGGAGCCCUGUUGCAGUGUCAAGGACAGGAUAGGAUACAGUAUGAUUUCUGAUGCGGAAGAGAAAGGCUUGAUAACUCCUGGAAAGAGUGUUUUGGUGGAACCAACAAGUGGAAAUACAGGCAUUGGUCUUGCCUUCAUUGCUGCUUCCAGAGGAUAUAAAUUAAUAUUGACCAUGCCUGCAUCAAUGAGCAUGGAGAGAAGAGUUCUACUCAAAGCUUUUGGCGCUGAACUUGUCCUUACUGAUGCCGCAAAAGGGAUGAAGGGGGCUGUAGAUAAGGCUACAGAGAUUUUAAAUAAGACACCUGAUGCCUAUAUGCUGCAGCAGUUUGACAACCCUGCCAACCCAAAGGUACAUUAUGAGACUACUGGGCCAGAAAUCUGGGAGGAUUCUAAAGGGAAGGUGGAUGUAUUCAUUGGUGGAAUUGGAACAGGUGGAACAAUAUCUGGUGCUGGCCGUUUCCUGAAAGAGAAAAAUCCUGGAAUUAAGGUUAUUGGUAUUGAGCCUUCUGAGAGUAACAUACUCUCUGGUGGAAAACCUGGCCCACAUAAGAUUCAAGGCAUUGGGGCAGGAUUUGUUCCAAGGAACUUGGAUAGUGAAGUUCUCGAUGAAGUGAUUGAGAUAUCUAGUGAUGAGGCUGUUGAGACAGCAAAGCAAUUGGCUCUUCAGGAAGGAUUACUGGUUGGAAUUUCAUCUGGGGCAGCAGCAGCAGCUGCCAUUAAAGUUGCAAAAAGACCAGAAAAUGCUGGAAAGUUGGUAGUGGUUGUGUUUCCAAGCUUUGGUGAGAGGUACCUUUCAUCUAUCCUUUUUCAGUCGAUAAGAGAAGAAUGUGAGAAGUUGCAACCUGAACCAUGAGCCUAACUUCAGUGUUCACAACAUCAUAAUUGUUUCUGAGAUUUCUGGCCAUUAGUUUUUUUUUUCUGAGAAGUAUCAUACCACUCCAUAGCUGUUUGUUCGAUAAAUAAAACAGUUACCUUUGCACUUAUAAUGAGGCUUGUGAGGGUACUGUGAAAUUUCUCUGAACAUCUUCUACUCUUCUCUUUUAUCCUUAAAUCAAUCUGGGAGCAGUUUGUAAUACAUACGUAAAUUUAAAGCUGGGUGUUUGGUAAUUGUAAACAAAUGUUUCGAAGAGCCGUGAAACAUUAUCAAUUAGCAUGAAGCACUUUAAAAGUGCUUUCCGGAU
Molecule: messenger RNA, 2097 nt
Organism: Oryza sativa Japonica Group (Japanese rice)
Lineage: Eukaryota; Viridiplantae; Streptophyta; Magnoliopsida; Poales; Poaceae
Product: cysteine synthase
Cellular component (GO): cytoplasm
Molecular function (GO): cysteine synthase activity
Source: RefSeq, a predicted model, not a curated record